AUGGCUUCUGCUCCCUGCCCCAGUGGCUCUCAGAACUCUCAGCCAUCCUCUCACUGCCACUGCUCUGCCACCUUCAUGACUGCUGUCACUCCACUGCCACUUCCACCAUCUCCUCUUAAAGUUACCAGCUCAGCGCUCUCCACCUAUGGCAAAGAUCAACAAGGAGGAUCACAGUUUAAAGCCAGCCCAGGGCAUCCCCUGUGGACUGGCCCAGUCUCUGUGACAGGAGGCACCCGACAGUCUCCCAUCAACAUCCUUCAGAGGGACACUGUUUACGACCCACAGCUGAAGCCACUCAGCAUCUCCUAUAAUGCAGCAUCCUGCCAGUACAUAUGGAACACAGGCUACUUCUUCCAGGUGGAAUUUGACGAUGCCAUCAAGGGGUCAGGCAUCAGCGGCGGGCCCCUGAAAAACCACUACCGCCUGAAGCAGUUCCACUUCCACUGGGGAGCCUCGGACGAGUCGGGCUCAGAGCACGCAGUGGACAACCAUGUGUUCCCAGCAGAGCUGCACAUAGUUCACUGGAAUUCUGUGAAAUACCCAAAUUUCAAGGAGGCUGUAGCGGGGGAGGACGGCCUGGCUGUGGUCGGCGUGUUUUUGAAGCUGGGGGCCCCGCACCAGGCCCUGCAGAAGUUGGUGGACGUCUUGCCGGAGAUAAAGCAUAAGGACUCCCGGGCAGCUGUGGGCCCCUUCGACCCCUCCUGCCUGCUGCCCGCCUGCCAGGAUUUCUGGACCUAUGAGGGCUCCCUCACCACACCACCACUGGCCGAGUCGGUCACCUGGAUCAUCCAGCAGCGGUCCGUUGAGGUGUCCCCAAGUCAGCUGUCGGCGUUCCGCACGCUCCUGUUCUCUGCGCGUGGCGAGGAAGAAGAGGUGAUGGUCAACAACUACCGCCCGCUUCAGCCCCUGCUGGACCGGAAGGUCCGCUCAUCCUCCCAGGCCACCAGAGGCCCCAAAGUCACUGCCUGGACAGGUAGAACUGGCUCCUAGGUGACUCCUGAAUAA
Castor canadensis (American beaver) is the source of this 1005-nucleotide messenger RNA. Lineage: Eukaryota; Metazoa; Chordata; Mammalia; Rodentia; Castoridae. The record is from RefSeq and is a predicted model, not a curated record.